Messenger RNA from Cherax quadricarinatus, 16069 nucleotides. The record is from RefSeq and is a predicted model, not a curated record. Lineage: Eukaryota; Metazoa; Arthropoda; Malacostraca; Decapoda; Parastacidae.
UUUAUAAGAGUGGUUGCCAUGCUGCAUCAUGGUUGAUGUUGCUGAUGCUUUACGCAGGCAGCUGCUGCGACUCUCGCAAGACAGUGAGGACUGCCGCAAGCUCUUUGAUCAUCAUAUUGCUAAAAAGAAGUGGGACCAGAAUGAUUUGGAAUUUGUGCUUCAGACUUGUGGACGGUGUCUACUUGAUCCCAGGUUAACUCUCAUUCUUGGAGCACACUUGAGCCCAUGGCUUCUUGAGCUGUUGGGGCGGGCUAGGGCUGCGUCAUUAAGGACCCGGCAGACAGGAGGGAACGCACUUCAUCUUGCACUGUGUGUCUCUCUUAGCAAGCUUGUUACCAUUAGCAAUGAAGCAGUCAGAUUUGUCCUUGGUUAUUUUCAAGAAGCUCCAGCACCAUUUGAAAAGAAAGAAGAAGAAGAAUGUUAUGAGCCAGCUCAAAAGAGGAGGAAGAAACAGAAACAGCAGAUGUCUAGCAUAACAGACAGGGAAUUAUUACAAGCCACUUAUGAUCUUUUGGUCUAUGUUGGAGGAGAUUUGAUACAUAUGUGGAAGUGGUCAGGUCUCUUGUCAUAUUUACAUCACCACUCACAGGAAGUCAAAUGGUUGACUUGUAAUUGUAUUGCAGUUUUAUCUAGAAUGAGUGAAGCUCAGAGAGAAGCAUUGAUAAUAAAACAUGUUUCACUGGAAACACACACAAGAUUAUCAGUAAAAAAUGGACAGACAACAUGCCAUAUAUUGCCAACUAUUUGGUCUGAAGAUGAAUCGAUUAAGAGCUGCGCAGAGUUGCGUCACACUGUCAGUGUUAGUGGAGUGUCACUUCCCAUCUUUGACAGAAAAUGUCUGAAGGAAGGUUCCUUGGUGUUACUUCCAUCCACUGAACGUAACCUUGAAGCUGUUGCAAUGUCAGUAUGUCAAGGUCAUCCUGUGUUGAUUGUGGGAGCUGUUGGAAGUGGAAAGACAUCUCUUGUGGAAUAUUUGGCCUGUGUCACUGGGCGAGCUAAAGCUCCUCAUCUAACCAAGGUGCAGCUUGGAGAUCAGACAGACAGCAAGACUCUCCUUGCAACAUUAAAGCUACUACUUUUUACUUCCUAUCAACCUUGUAAAACAGACAUUUUUCUUCAGGCUGUUACUAAGGGCUAUUGGCUUCUCUUAGAAGAUCUGGAUUACGCUCCAAUGGAUGUUAUUUCUAUUCUGCUACCACUGCUGGAGUCAAAGACUUUGUCUCUUCCAGGCCCACCAUUGCUCAUUUUAAAAUAUGAAAGUCUUGUUGCUACUAGAUGGCCAAAACUAGAAUCUAUAUCGGAGAAGCUAGUUGAUGUUUAUCUGAUGCUAUCAGCUGGGCAACAUGAUGAUGAUCGAGAUGGCGACAGCCAUGCUGACGUUAUGAAUAUGACUUCCAUCAAGGUGUCUGGUCGUUUAGUGUCAACCCGUGACCUUAAGAAAUGGUGCUCAAGAGUUUCCUCUCAUGUUGAUAAUAUAGAAAUUUCAUUGGCUAACACAGCAUUCCAGGAAGCUCUUGAUUGCUUUUGUGCAGCAGUGCCAAAUCCAUCAACACACUUCACCUUUGCAGUACACAUUGGUUCAUUCAUGAACUGCACAAAAGCAACAGUGGAAUACUACUGCAUGCAGUAUAAACCGGAAGUAAUGCAUAUGCCUGACCAGUUAAUAAUAGGCCAGAGAGCCAGGUUACAUAAAAAAAAUACUGAUUACUUAUCUAUAGGUCUAAAGAAAACUGUUACUUUUUCAUUGACAAGACCUGUAGCACUCUUGCUGGAGAGGAUUGGUGUUGCAGUAAUGAAAAAAGAACCAGUGUUGAUUGUAGGAGAAACAGGUACAGGGAAAACAUCAGCUGUACAGUAUUUGGCACACCACACCAGAAACAAGUUACGUGUUAUAAACAUGAAUCAGCAGAGUGAUUCAUCUGAUCUCCUUGGAGGAUUCAAGCCAGUCCAGAUGAAAACUAUUAUCGCACCUGUACGACAACAAUUUGAAGACCUCUUUGCUGUUACAUUUUCAGCUUCUAAAAACAAUAAAUUUCUUGAACACAUUAUGGUGUGUUACGUCAAUCAGAGGUGGAGUGACUUAUUUACUUUGAUGGAACAUUCACAGGAACGUGCUGUGCAUAAAUUAAGUCAUUCAAAUGAUACAGUAGAGCAGUAUAAGCAAACACAUACUAGAAGCAUAUUGGCUAAAUGGCAUAAAUUUAGGCUCAAAAUAGCAAGUUUGAAAGACCAAGUACAACAUGCUCAGAGUGCCCUAGCCUUUUCCUUCAUUGAAGGAACUCUAAUCAAGGCUAUUCAAGAUGGAGAGUGGGUGUUGCUUGAUGAAAUAAACUUGGCCAGUGCAGAGACUUUGGAAUGUUUAUCAGGACUUCUGGAGUCUGAUUCUGGAUCCUUGACACUGCUAGAGCGAGGAGAUUUCAAGCCUGUAGCUAGACAUCAAGAUUUUCGUCUUUUUGCAUGUAUGAACCCAGCUACUGACGUAGGAAAGAAGGAAUUACCAGCUGGACUGCGAAACAGAUUUACAGAGUUCUUUAUGGGAGAACGUCAGAGCAAACAGGAUCUAAUGAUUAUUAUAAAUGACUAUUUAGUUAAGUUGGGUCCAUCAAGCAAGCAAGUGAAAGGUAUUAAGAACUUUUACAGGAAAGUAAAGGAAGAUUCAGAAGUAAAGCUGACUGAUGGUACGGGUCACAAGCCACAUUACAGUUUACGCACCCUCUGCCGUGCACUUACUGUCGCUGCCAGGAACCCCUGCUCCAGCUUACCAAGAUCACUCUUUGAGUCCUUUUGUUUAUCAUUCUUAACUCAGUUGGAUCAGGCGUCUUAUCGUGAAGUAAUAGCUUUAAUCAAACUUCAUGUCUUGGGCAUUAAUCCCAAAGGUAAAGAGAAUGACAAACAAAACUUCAAAUUGACAUUAGACCCAAUCCCAGCACCUGCCAAUGAGAAAGCUGUGCAAAUUUUGGGUUACUGGGUUCCACAAGGUGAUCAAGAACCUUACUCACCACACAAUUACAUUAUGACUGGAACUGUGCAGAAAAACCUAGAGGAUCUUGUGCGUAUUGUGAGCAUCGGUCGGUUCCCAGUAUUGUUGCAAGGUGAAACCUCUGUUGGCAAGACAUCCCUAAUUACAUAUGUUGCCCGCCUCACUGGAAAUUUGUGUGUGCGCAUUAAUAACCAUGAACACACAGACCUUCAGGAAUAUGUAGGAUGUUAUGCACCAGAUACAAGUGGAAAACUGGUUUUCAAAGAAGGAGCGCUUGUAAAAGCAAUGCGUAAGGGCCACUGGAUUAUUUUAGAUGAACUCAACUUGGCCCCCUCAGAUGUGCUUGAAGCUCUCAAUCGUUUACUUGAUGACAAUCGGGAACUCUUUAUUCCUGAAACGCAAGAAACAGUUUGUGCUCAUCAGCGCUUUAUGCUCUUUGCUACUCAAAAUCCUCCUGGAUUAUAUGGUGGAAGAAAGGUGUUAUCACGAGCAUUCCGCAAUCGUUUUGUAGAAUUGCACUUCACUGAGAUCCCAGCACCUGAACUUGAGGUAAUCUUGCACAAAAGAUGUGAGCUGCCUCUUUCUUACAGCAAAAAAAUGAUUUCAGUUUUGCAAGAUCUACAAAAUAUGAGAAGAGGAUCAAAUCUUUUCCAGGGCAAGCAGUCAUUCAUUACUCUCCGUGAUCUUUUCCGAUGGGCAGAGCGAUAUAGGCUUGCUCCCAAGCAAUUGACAAAAUUUUAUGACUGGGACCAACAUCUUGCAGAUGAAGGUUACCUUGUUUUGGCAGGCAGAGUUCGAUUGGAAGAAGAAUCUACUGCUAUUAGAAAGGUUCUGGAAAAAAGACUCAAGAAGAAGAUGGAUAUGGACAACCUCUUUUCAUUAUGUGAAGAGACAUCUUUGGUUACCAAAUCAUGUUUGAAACAAAUGUGUGCCAUAAAAGGUUUUGAGCAUGUAGUUUGGACACAGGACAUGCGUCGUUUAUAUGUUUUAAUUACAAAGGCUCUUAAUUUUGGGGAACCUGUUCUUCUUGUUGGAGAAACUGGCUGUGGAAAGACUACUGUAUGUCAAAUGAUUGCUGCUCAAAAUUGUCAGGAUCUUUAUACUGUCAAUUGUCACAUGCAUACAGAGGGAGCAGAUUUUCUUGGUGGUCUUCGCCCUGUUCGAUCCCACACAAUUGAAGAUGAUCGAUUGUUUGAGUGGGUGGAUGGCCCACUUAUUACGGCCAUGAAAAAUGGAGGAGUGUUUCUCGCUGAUGAAAUAUCUCUAGCUGAUGACAGUGUUCUAGAAAGGCUAAAUUCAGUUCUUGAGCCGGAGAGAAUAUUGGUAUUGGCUGAAAAAGGUACAGAUGCUGGAGGGGAUGUAGGUAGUCUCGAGAUUAUCCAUGCACAUGAUCAGUUCAGAUUAAUAGGCACCAUGAACCCUGGUGGAGACUAUGGAAAAAAAGAACUUUCUCCUGCUCUUAGAAAUCGCUUCACAGAAAUUUGGUGUCCCAAAGUUGAAAUUAAUCGUGUGACAUCUGAUGUACUUGGAAUUAUUGAACAUAAUAUUAGAAAAGAAAUUAUUUUGAACAACAAAGAAAAUGCAAGUGGCAUAGGCACUGCAAUCUUAGAAUUUAUUGAAUAUUUUACCAAAACAGAUCUUGGUAAGAAAUGUGUUCUUAGUAUCAGGGACUUGUUAUCUUGGGUGAAUUUUAUUAAUAAAGUUGCUUCAGCUCCAGUUUACAUGGAUGUAGGUUUAGCUUUCAUCCAUGGAGCUUGUCUUGUACUUUUAGAUGGUUUAGGGUCAGGGCUUACAGGUAGUGGUACUGCAGGGUGGAAGCAACUGAGAGAUGCCAGUCUUGAUUAUCUUUGUCAGCUAGUGUGGCAGAAAACUGGUGUCAAUCCCAACAGAUCAACACUUCAAGAAGAAUUUGUUAGCAACUUGACAUUUGUAAACACUGAAAAAUUGUUUGGCAUUGGGCCCUUUACAAUAAAGAAAGGCUCAGUGAGUAAAUGCAAGUCUAGCAUGUUUACUUUUAAGGCUCCUCGAACUUGUAUAAAUCUGCUCAGAAUUCUGCGUGGUUUGCAGCUAACAAAACCUCUGUUGCUGGAAGGCAGUCCAGGUGUUGGUAAAACCAGUUUAGUGAUGGCUUUGGCUAAAGCUUCUGGUAAUGAUAUCGUGAGAAUCAAUCUUUCUGAACAAACAGAUGUAAGUGAUCUGUUUGGUGCAGACUUGCCGGUUGAAGGAGGCAAGGGUGGAAUGUUUGCAUGGCGAGAUGGCCCUCUGCUACAAGCCUUGCGACAUGGUUCUUGGGUAGUAUUGGAUGAGCUAAACUUAGCUUCCCAGUCAGUGUUAGAAGGAUUAAAUGCUUGCUUUGACCAUCGUGGUGAGAUUUUUGUUCCCGAAUUAAGCAAAACCUUUCAAGUGGAAUACCAGACUACGAAGAUCUUUGCUUGUCAAAAUCCACAGCAUCAGGGAGGUGCUAGAAAAGGCCUUCCUAAAUCUUUCCUCAAUAGGUUCACACAGGUACAUGUUGAGGCUUUGUCAUCUGCGGACUUAGAGUUUAUUCUGAGCAUGAUGUAUCCAGACCUACCAUAUGAAAUAAUUUCAAAUAUGGUAAAGUUCAAUCAGUCUAUCGCAGAAAUUUUGAACCAAGGAUUAUGGGGUAUUUGUGGUGGACCAUGGGAGCUAAACCUGCGAGAUAUGUUCAGGUGGUGUGACAUCAUGAUCAAGCAUCAGUCUUCUGAGUCAUACAACCCAGGCCAGUAUGUGGGCUUAAUCUAUUCUGAUCGCAUGAGGACAAGUGAAGACAAGAAAAAUGUGUUUGAUUUGUAUGACUCUGUAUUUGGGGAAGACUAUCCAAGUUAUCAAAGUACUGGAAGAUUCCACAUUACAAUAACAUCAUUACAAGUUGGUCAGUCACACAUCAACAGAAAUCAUAAUGGAGAUUAUAGUGAAGAAGACAACAGUGGAGACCUCUAUAUGAUGCACCACCAACUUCCUGUGCUAGAGAGCCUCAUAAAUUGUGUCAGCAUGAACUGGAUGGCUAUAAUGGUUGGUGAGUCUGGAGUUGGGAAAACAUCUGUGGUUAAACUUCUAGCAAGGUUGACUGGUUACCGACUUCUUACAUUCACUGUUAAUUCAGAUAUGGAUGUAACAGAACUUCUUGGUGGCUUUCAACAGGUGGACUAUGGGCGUGAGCUCAGUGAAGUAGGGAGUGCUGCAGGUUGUGUAGCAUGGGCAGCUAUUAGAGAAGCACUCUUGGCUGGUGAAGAUAGGCAUGCUAAAAAGAUUCUCAUGGCCUGGGACAAGUUUUGUUCUGCUUGCAAUGAUAAAACAAAGAGGACAUCAUCUGAGGAGGCAGUGCACUUCCAUCACCAAGGCAACCUCCUGCUGGCAGUUCUUGGCACUCUCAUAACCACAGAAGUGACAAUGGGCACCAAGACUACAUGCCAGAUGAAUGAGCAACAGUGUCUUGAAAUGAAUAGUGGAACUGAUGAGACUAAUUCAGCAUCUGUCAAAGUUGAGGAGUUACGUAGGCAUGUCAGAAAGCUACAAGAGUGUGUGAAAGAAUCUGGUGGUCUGUCAGGUGGUGGCAGCUUUCAUUGGGUUGAUUCAGUUCUAGUCAAGGCAGUGCGUGAUGGUGAGUGGCUACUUGUAGAUGGUGUGAACUUGUGUUCUGCAUCAGUGCUCGAUAGGCUUAAUGCUUUGCUGGAACCUGAUGGUGUUCUGACCAUGAGUGAAAGAGGUGCAGUGGAUGGAGCUGUCCCAACUAUUGUACCUCAUCCCAACUUCCGCCUUUUUCUUGUUAUGAAUCCUCAAUAUGGAGAGAUAUCACGGGCCAUGAGGAAUCGAGGUAUAGAGAUCUGCAUGAUGAGGUCAUGGACAAAGCCACAGGACUUGCGUGCCGUAUUGUUACAGGGAGGUCUCACCUCUUCUCAUCUACAGAAUGCUCUUGUCCAGGCUCACCAAGAUAUUGCACAAAUACUUCCUGUGUAUGAACAGCCAAGCAUAUCUCAAAUGAAGCAGGUGGCAUCACUGACAUGCCAGUUGAUCCAGACAGGUCAUCAGCCCAACUCUGCUCUUAGAAAGGCUCUGGAACAUGUCUAUGUGUGGUCUCAGAAUAACUCCAUCAAACAUCAAGCAGUUAGUAAGGUCAUAGAUGAAAUUGCAAGAUGGUUGACAACUCUCCCUGAGAUAGCAUGGCCUCCUUAUGAAGAUCAGGUGUUGAGUAUGCGUAGGCUAAGUAGGAGCAGUAGCUUGGCACAAAUUAGAAUUUUAGGAUCCUUGUUGCACACUGUCUUGCUGGCUCAUGAAAAUCUCGAAGCUCUGAAAGUCUGGGCAUCUGCACCCUUGUCUCUCCCAAGACCACUUCCAACUACAGUGUGUGAUAUACCUCAUUGUCUAAUAAUACUUUUGACCACCAUCCCUAUGCAGGACUGGCCCUUGCUUUAUGCUUGGGUAUCACAGUUAAUCCUGUCUCUACCCUCUGCUGCAGCCCAACUUGGCUGCAAGGCAGCAUCUGCAAUACAAUAUGCUGUUUCCACUGGUCCAUGUUGUGCUGCUCAGACUUUAAUAGCAAAUUUUAACUCUAACUGUGUUUAUGAUCCUCGGUACAACCUUCAGGCACUUUCAAGGCAAAUGAUGGUUUAUAAAGAUUUUGAAAGUUUGGCUAAUAAAGCUAGUCUCUGGGUGUGGGAAACAGUGAAUUUCUUGUACAAAGAGCUUCAAAUUUCUAGUAACAAACUGAGUGAUAAUUGUACAAUGGACACAAUGACUGUACUGGAAAUUUCUUAUGCAGUAAAUGAGGGCCUAGCUGGAAAGAAUACUUCACCUCAUGCUUCGGUGCCAUUCAUAGUACCUUUUCUCAAUCAGAUCCACCAAACAAUUCUUGAAGUCUCAAACAACACUCGUGUAUCACUCACAGACAAAGAAUUCUGCCAUCUGUUGGGUGCUCUACGGUGGUGUGACCGCCUUUAUCACUUGUGUUGUCAAGUAGUGAAGAAGUCUAAAUUCCACUUAUUUUUGCCACAGUUGAUUCUUCAUUGGAAGUGGAUUGAAGAGGAACUACUUCAGAAAAUGCCUGGGUCAUGGAGUUCAUGUGUUUCAGAGAAAUUGAAAGAUAUUAUUGAACACAUGCAGUCAGCAUUUAAGAGAGAAUUUGACGGGAUAAGCAAGUUGGCAGUAAGUCUUCGGGUACACACGUCUCCUGCUCCUUUUACAUCUGCAGAGAUCUUGGAUGUUCAUUCUUGUAUAUUAAACCUGGUAUCCAGGAUGACUUUUACUCCUAAAAGGGAUAACUUCAACUUGUUUUUAGCAUCAUCAGUUGGAAUGGAGAUAAGAGAGUCACUGAUUUGCAUUUCAAGAAAGUUUUCAAAUUGUGAUGCUGAUAGUAUUAGUAACAUUCUUGACCAGCUUAACACAUUAAAAGAAACAAUACAUUCAAAACAUGCAAAAUUUCCUUUAUCACUGAAGACCAUGGAAGCUGAUAUAUUAGCUCUUCAAGUUCAAACAUGGCCUUUGUUUGACUAUUUGGCACUUCAUGCACUGUCAUUUGAAAGACUGUGUGAAGAGUUGCCUCCAUACCUGCAUGAUGUGAUUAUCAAAGCUCCUGGGGUGUACAGAGAACUGGCAGGUGCUCUGGCUGGGCCAGCAUUUAAACUUUUUCCAGUUAUUAGUACUCAUAAGUACCUGGCCCUCAGUCUGUGCACUGCUACACAGCACUCUCGCACUUUCCUUAUGUACCCAUACUCUGUCACAAUGGAAGAUAUGGAGGAGCAACAGCAGGAUGAUGUGCUUCAUCCUUCGGUAUGCCAGCUUACUUACAUAUUGUUGGCUGGCAAUAGUAGACAAAAUACUGGUAAUGAAAAUUCAAUAGAAGUAGUUCCAUCUGGUCUUCAUGUAGAAAAAGUUGCUCAGCUGAAAGAUAUACGUUCGACAUUAUGGAACAAUUGGUUACAUCUUGCAGAGCCUGAAGAAAGCUAUGAAGCAUCAUUCACUAAAGCUGGUGUUAGUUUUAUUACUACAUCACUCGGUAGCAUUGCACUUGCUAUGAACAUUAUCCCAGAAACCAGUAAUGGAGCACAUGAUUUGUACACAGCUUUGAGCUUAGCUCAUAAGAUUGCUGAAGGUAGCAGCACUUUAUUGCUGGACAGCAGUCAGAAACUUCUUCUUAAGUUGGCCAACAUAGUCAAAGAACUCCUUGAAUGUCACGGUGACUGGAUGGAAAGGUCAUCCAUUGUAGCUCGUGCAGUUUUAAUUAUGGGGGUUGUACAGGCUAAUAUUUUGGGCCAUUUAGAGCCUGUUGACCCUGCUCAGUGUGUCAGUCUUAUGCUUCAGUAUCAUCAGGAGGAAUUAGAAGACUUGAAGUCACAUCUAAUGCUAUCAGAAUGGCUUGAAUAUUUGUGGGGCUGUCUUGAUCAGCUUCCUGUGCACUUAAAACACCCACACCUAGAAUUAUUUAAGGAUCGAUGUAGUCACUUAAGGAGAACUGUGUCAGAAUUAACUCAGCAAAUUGCUCACCGCCCUGAUCUAUCUGAAUAUUAUCAGUUAAGACAGGAUUUUACCCAUUUUCUUUCUACAGUUUUCACACAGGAAAAAAUGGAAGAGCUCUCAUCAGCUUUAGUGAUUAAUAAAGACACUCCCACUCCAGUUGUAGUAACAAUGAAGAUAGAUUGUAUGAUUGCUUCCUGUGAUAAUUUUGUACAGAGAGUUGUUCGAGACUACACUCCAUACCGUGAUCUCACUUAUCCAUUACUUUAUGCUGUUACCAUGACAUGUGAAGCUCUACGUCUGUUAGCUUCUCAUUCUCACAUAAAGAAUAUUAAUAUCACUUGUUGCACUAAUCUGACAGAAAGAUUAGUAACAUACUCAGCCUUUCCAGCAUUAAGAGAACCUUUGCAUCCUCUUCAGCUUCUGAAAGAGCAAUUAGAUAUUGCAAAGUAUGUACCACUCUUACUGCCAGAAGAUCAUUAUCCAGGUCAAUCAAAGAUAACUAAUAACAUAAUCUUACGUGCAGCGCUCUUAGAUUUGUUGAACGUAGCCCUUGCUCAGUAUUACUUGGAUGAACCUACUAUUCAUUUAGCUACACAAUUAUUUGGUGAGAUUGCCUUACGCUGGAGGCAACAAAUAGAAGAAAAAGCUUUACGUGCUCAGGAAGAAGAGUCUCUCUAUCGUUACAAGACUCGUACUUUAGCUGCUUCUGAAACUGAAGAAGCGAUUCAGGAGCGAGAAUUCCAUUUGGCUUUUCCUUCAUUUGACCAUGAAUUUGAUGAUCUAAGUGGUUUAAAUCUGAAUGAUAACAUGGAAACUAAUAGUAACACUGUUGAAGAUUCUGAAAAUAUCUCAUUUGGUGAUGUUAAGGAUGAUCAAAUAUGUGAAGUAAGUGAAUUGCAUCAUCUUAUCUUCACUUGUUUGGUUAAUACACACUGGUGUUCAGGUGCCAUCAGAAGUGCCACGCUUGCACCAUCACAAGUAGUGCCAGCAGCAAUUUUAAAAUUGCGUGUCCUGCAGUCUCUUGUUGGAACAGCUGGAUGCAUUGCCAGUUCUAAAUUAGACCGUGCUACAUUAGGGACUCAUAUACUGAGUAAUUACAAUUCAUGUACUCUCCUUACUGAUGCACCCUCUUUUGAGCUUUUUACUCAUCCAUAUGACAUAUAUAGAGACCCCAACCCCAAAGAAGUCUUGAAAGUUCGUCCAUUACUUCAGUCGGUACGCGAACGUGUAGACGAACUGCUUAAAUUGUGGCCUGAUCAUCCAUCGCUUCUAAUGGUUAACAGAGUUGUAACACGAGUGUUAGCCUUUCCUUUGACUUCACCGCUCAUGAGGCAUGUGGUUGGUCUUGAAACAGUGUUAGAAAAGGCUCAAGAGUGGGAGAAAAAUGCUCACAAAGGAGUUUCAAUGAUCGAGCAACUGGAGGCUGUCACACACCAGAUAUUAGAGUGGAGACAGCUGGAGCUUAAUACUUGGAGUUCAUGUUUAGACUCUGUGACACACAAAGUGGCUACAGAAGGCCGCAAGUGGUGGCCUCAUCUUCACGAUACAAUCCAAGCAGCCCUUACUGGAACAGUAUGUCAUGCUGAAAUAUCCUUAACUAUAAAACAGUUCUUGGAAACUUCAGUCUUGGGUGACUUCCAAACUCGUCUACAAUUGCUUUAUGCCUUUCACUGUAAUCUUGCUGUAUUGAAAACAAGUAAAAGUAUAGAGCAAUUGUUAGCCCUCACAUGGAACCUCCAUCAGUACUAUGCACAAUUUCUGCCAUUAGUGUCCUCCACACUCUCAAAGUUUAGGCAACCAAUAGAUAAGGAUAUCAAGGGUUAUGUAAAGAUAGCACGUUGGAAUGAUAUAAACUAUUUUGCUGUGCGUGAAUCUGUAACAAAAAGUCAUCGUACUCUUCACCGUUUUAUGCAGAACUGGGAGAAAAAGUUAAGGCAAUCCGUUGCACCUUUCAUUUGUGACAACAAUGCAGAACUGAUGCCAGAUCACACUGGAACUUGGGACAAAGAGUUUAACAAUGUAUCAGUGGCUGUAUCCAUGCCCACAAUCUCUCCGAUUUGCAGUAUGGUGGAUCACGCAAACAGAGCAACAAAUGAUUCAAUUUUAUGUCGACUAGACUUACUCACUCGUCGCUGUCACAAGCUAGCAUGCCAUACUUUGAAAAAACUUCCAUAUUCUUCCUAUGUUGAUGUACUUGAAGAGGUCACAACCAGCAUUAUCACAAAUUAUCAUGAGCUACAGGCUGCUGCAUCACGUUCUGAGAAUAUCUCAGUAUCUGAGGUGCGAAUGAAGCAGUUGCGCAACAUCAUGCAGCGAAGAAGGGAUUGUCUGACUCGUUUGUUUAAGUCAUUGAAUUCCAUGGGUGUUACAUACACACGUGGCAACAGUUCUUGGCAAGAUGAGGUCAUAGAUUCUUGCUUAACAUUACCACCUCUAGAUCUUGACAUUGCUCACUCACUCAUAAACUCACUUAAGUUAGCAAGAGAAGUAUGGCCUGGAUGUGUGAAAUACUUAAAUCGUUGUAUUAGUCGCCAUACUCUGUUUCUUAAAACUCUCCAACACCCUCAUGGUGAUCUUGGACCUGAGCUUACCAAGCGAUUGCAUGGUUUUUCAUGUCAUUUAUUUUUAUUAGCUCGAAAUCAGCGAAGAUCUCUGGCCAGUGUCAGUAAUUACAUUAGGCAAUUCCACCUUCUGUUAAGAGAUUUGAAAACUGUCAAACCACAUCCUAUACCAGUUGCCAAAAUGGUUAGUGGCUUUGAAAGUCUUCAUGCAUUAGCAACAUCUCUCUCCCUUACCAUAAAGGAAACCUGUAUUCUUUUAAACACUUCAAGCAACACUGCUCCAGUGGUGAUACUUCAGAAUGAUGUAACAGUCUUGCAGCAAAUACAGUUCCAAGAUGCUGAGAGAAGGCUUGAUGAAACCAGUGAAAUAGUAUGUUGUCUGACAAAACAGCUUGCUACAUAUUUGAUUCACUUCAAACAUGGACAACAUUUGGUGACUCCAGAAUACUAUGAAGGCUUUUUGGCAGCAAUGAAUCUGCUUACUGCUGAAGCUAAGAAAUUACAAGAAGUUAUUAAAUUGCUGUCAGUAGGUGAUAGAAAGAAGCAUCCCCUCACUAACCAGCUGACACAUUGGCUGACACAUUGGCACUCUGCUUUCCAGGAUCUUUCUACUUUGGUGGAUUCUCAGCCACUGGAUAUAGCAAAACAUGGUGGUGACUUGACUUACCUAGAGUAUUGCUUGACUCAAGCUUUAUUGGGGGUUGAAUUCAUGUAUAAGAGACACUGCUCUGUAGACAGUACUGUGGAGAAGAGCAGUGAAGAAUUUGUAAAGGAUAUGUUAACUCUUGGCUUAGUUGAAAACCUUGAAUCUGAUCAGAAAAAUUUAAGAAUGAAGGAAGUUGUAAGUGGAUUGCAAAAAUUGAUGAAUGAAGCAGAAAACCACCCAAAUUUAUUAGAAAAACUUAAAGCUUCAGUUCCUCUGUUAGAACAAUAUCAGGCAAUGUGUGAAACUGUUUUAUUACAGAUGGUUUGCAGUAACAGAAGCAUCACAAAAUUCACAUCCAUUGUCUUGGCUAUUUUCCAACAGCUUGCAAUAAAAGGCUUUUGUCGACCCCAAGAGUUGGAUAAUGAAGCUGAAGGUGAAGGCGCUACAAACUUCCAGGAUUCAGAAGGUACAGGUCUUGGAGAAGGAGAUGGGCAAAAGGACGUGUCAGAACGUAUUGAAUCUGAGGAUCAGCUUGAAUCGGCUUUGAAAGAGGGUGAAAGUGAAAAAUCAGGUGAUGCGGACUUGAAAGAGGAAGACCAAGGCAUUGAGAUGAAUGAAGAUUUUGAAGGAAAAAUGCAAGAUGUUGAACAGAAGGAAAGGGAUGAAGAUGAUAGCGAUGAAGACAAUGAAAAUGAUAUAGAUAAGCAGAUGGGAGAAACUGAAAAAGAUGCAGAGAAACUUGAUGAAAAAUUGUGGGGUGAUGAUGAAAAUGAGAGUGAAGAUGGAGAAAACGAUGAAAAAGAUGAGGAUGGUCCAGGUGAUGCUGCAGUCACAGAAUCAAAAAUGGUAGCUAAAGAUGACAAUAAAAGUAAAAAGGAGAGAGAUAAAGAUCAGAAAAAGAAAAAUGAAUUGGAAGAAAUGGAAGAUACAAGAGAGGAAAAUGCAAUGGAUGAAGACGGUAAUGAAUAUGAUGACAAUUUCACUGAUCCUUAUGGUGGUGAAGCUGACAGGGAAAAGGAAGAUGAAGAUGAUAAAUUGGAAUUACCUGAUAAUAUGCAGUUAGAUGACAAUGAGGCAAAUAAUGAGGAUAGUGAUGAUGGAGAAUGUAAUCCUAUGGAAAUAGAAGAGAAGGGCGUCUUCCCUGAAGAAGAGCGUAUUCCAAAGGAAAAAGAUGAAAAAAAUGAUGAAACCGAGGAACAAAACAAAGCGAAUGAAGAAAAGGAAGUCAUUGAGGAGCAGGAAGAAGAAAUGGCUGGAAAAGAUGAAGAUAAGCAGUCGGAGGAGUCCAUGAAAGAUGAACGAAAACAGGGUACAGAAGAAGGAAAUGACAUAGAAAAUGCUCAAGAAGAUAGAAAUGAUGAAGAAUGUGCUGAUCCUUCAAAAGACAAUGUUAGUAAGACUGCUGCAGAAGCAGCAGAGAUGGAUACAACAGAAGGCAGCAAGGAUGAAACUAAGGAACAGCCAAAGUCGGACCAAAGUAUACAGCGGGAAGACAAUGAAGAGGAACUGCAAGAGGAACAUGGUCAGGUAGGUGAGCAGACAGAUGACCAGGAAGGUGUGGGUCAGUCUGAAAGUCGCACCCGUGAUGAUGCACACAAAGGAGAUUCUUCUGCCUUGGUCACCCAAGCAUCUGCCAAUGAUCAGAACGAUAUGAAGAAGCCUCGUAAACCUGGUCAAAGAGAUGAAGAUAGGACACUGGGAGACAAUAAUGAGAAUGUACAACAUGGGGUAAUGACUAAGGAGAUGAAGAAAUUGCAAGAUCAGCAACAACAAGAUAAAGAUAAUCAUGAGAAUGAUGCAGAGCAGAAGAACUCUUUGUAUGAACAUAUUAACAAGGCGGAAGAUUACUUUGAUGCCCAGAUUGUUGAUGUUGGUUCCCAGGAACAGGCCAAUGAAGCACCAGCAGACAUAGAAGGUGAUGAUAAAUUACAAGAGAAUGAAGAACUCUUAGAAACUCCUAUGGAGGAUGAGGAGGAAAACCUGGCAGAGGAAAAGGAGGCAGUAUCCCAAGAUAACAAGAAGAAAGAAAACCAUGACAGAAGCCAGGGCAAAGGUGAUCCUCAGGGUGAAGGUGAAGCACAGAUGGUUACAGAGGGGGAGGCUGUACUUGAGUCCACAAUGCAACGACCACCAGAGACAUACUUCCACACACUCAUACUAAGUGAAAAUGAAGAAGAGGAAAAGGCGGUUGCCAGAUUUGACGAAGAUGUGGAGGAAACAAGACGUCAGAUAGAAGUUGUGCGCUCUUACACUGAGGAUGAUGGCUUAUCUUGGACACAACAGGAAGCACGUGUGGCUCCUAUAGCUCUACAGUUAUGUGAACAGUUACGCCUAAUCUUGGAGCCAACGCAUGCAGCCAGAUUACGUGGUGAUUAUAGAACAGGCAAAAGGCUGAAUAUGCGAAAAGUGAUACCUUACAUAGCCUCACAGUUUCGCAAGGACAAGAUAUGGCUUCGAAGAACACAACCUAGCAAACGAAAUUAUCAAAUUUUGGUAGCUGUUGACGAUUCUGAAUCUAUGGCUGAAGCACAUUCAGGUAGCCUUGCCAUAGAAAGUGUAGCCCUUGUGACCCGUGCUCUCACACUGCUGGAUGCUGGACAACUGGGGGUUAUUAGUUUUGGGGAAUCCACUCAUAUUCUUCACCCUUUUGAUGAGCCAUUCAGUGAAUUAUCAGGUAGCAGAGUUCUUGCUAACCUUAAGUUUGAUCAGAAAGUAACCAAUUUUGGUCGUAUGCUAGAGGAUAGUGUAGCACUGAUGAAUGGGUCCAGAGCUGCUAGUAGCCAUGGAAAUCCUGAUACUGCUCAGCUGCUGCUCAUUCUGAGUGAUGGUCAGACACAAACAAGGUCAGAAACUGUUAAAGCAGCUGUAAGAGCAGCCCGAGCAGCCAGAAUAUUUAUUGUUUUUCUAGUCUUGGAUGCAAAGGACAACAAAUAUUCAUUUUAUGAUGUAUUGGUAUUUGACAAAGGCACAAUGCAACCACUAGUAGAGUCUUUUCCCUUCCCAUUUUUCCUGGUUGUACGCGACUUAGAGACACUACCAAAUGCUCUAGCUACAGCUCUCCGACAGUGGUUUGAAAUAGUGACUGCUGAUGCAGCUCAUUAAGUUCAUGAGAUUAUUAUGAAUCGAUCUCCAUGGAGAAUUCUUCCUCUAAGCCACACGUGUUGUAAGAGGUGACUAAAAUGCUGGGAGCAAGGGGCUAGUAAGACCCCUUUCUUGUAUAAAUUACUAAAUGUAAAAAGGAAAAAUGUUAUCUUUUUUGGGUCUCACUGCCUCGGUGAGAGGUGGCCUGUGUGUUAAAAACAUUGUGAAUCAGUUAAUGUUGCCCUCAUAAGUUAAAACAUGUUAUAUAUUGACAUUUAAUUUUAUAUGUUGCCUUAUUUUUUUGAAAAUAAAAUGUUAUGCUAAGUA